AUUUUGAAAAUGAAUCACAGCCUUAUGCUUCAUAAAUAAGUCAUCGAACUUAUCCAAAUAAGGAAAAAUACUAACUAGACUUAUUUUACAAAAAUGGAUUCAGAAAUGACUAAGAAGCUUGGAACUUCUUUAAUAGUACCUUCUGUUCAAGAGCUAGUAAAGAAAUCCAUAACAAAAGUUCCAGAGAGAUAUGUUCAACAAAACCAAGAUCCUCAUGUUGUUUCUAGCAUAAUCUCUUUACCACAAGUUCCUGUCAUCGAUUUGAAUAAGUUGUUGACUGAAGAAGAUGGAACUGAACUAGACAAACUUGAUUAUGCCUGCAAAGAAUGGGGUUUCUUCCAGCUGAUCAAUCAUGGAGUGAAUUCUUCAUUGGUGGAAAAUUUCAAAAUACUUGUUCAAGAUUUCUUCAAUCUAUCAGCAGAAGAGAAGAAAGUAUUUGCACAGAAACCAGGAGAUAUGGAAGGUUUUGGUCAGAUGUUUGUUGUAUCAGAUGAACACAAACUUGAAUGGGCUGAUUUAUUCUACCUACUCACACUUCCAUCAUACAGAAGAAAUCCACACUUAUUUCCUAGUAUUCCCCAACCAUUCAGAGAAAAUCUAGAGAUGUAUUCUUUAGAACUGAAAAAACUAAGUGUGACAAUCAUUGAGUUUAUGACAAAAGCAUUAAAGAUCCAACCAAGUGAAUUGCUAGAGUUUGUUGAAGAUGGAACUCAAGCAAUGAGGAUGAAUUACUAUCCUCCAUGUCCUUAUCCAGAACAAGUUAUUGGACUCAAUCCUCAUUCUGAUGCUGGUUGUCUUACAAUCCUUCUCCAAGUCAAUAAUGAAAUUGAAGGCCUUCAAAUUAGAAAAGAUGGAAUGUGGAUUCCUAUUAAGCCUCUCAAAGAUGCUUUUGUCGUCAACAUUGGAGACAUGCUAGAGAUAAUGACCAAUGGUAUUUAUCGAAGUAUUGAACAUCGAGCAACAAUUAACUCAGAGAAGGAGAGGAUUUCUAUUGCCACAUUUCACGGUCCUAAAUUGGAUGCAAUUAUUGGUCCAACACCAAGCCUUGUUACUCCUAAAAGCUCUGCAGUGUUCAACAAUAUUAGUGUGAAAGAUUUCUAUAAAGGAUAUUUCUCACGCCAGCUUGAAGGAAAAUCAUACAUUGAUGUCAUGAGGAUUCAAAAUGAGUGAUAUUAAUCAUGCAUUAGAGUUUAGACUUUAAUGGGUUGGGAACAUUAAAACGUGAUUGUAUUGUUGCUUAUAGAUUGUGUGUAGCUGGUAGACUUGUUUCCUUUGAAGUUAAAAUAAAUAGAAACUCAUAUUA
This is a messenger RNA of Trifolium pratense (red clover), 1303 nucleotides long. Its product is annotated as protein SRG1-like. NCBI's taxonomy places the organism in Eukaryota, Viridiplantae, Streptophyta, Magnoliopsida, Fabales, Fabaceae. The transcript is spliced from 4 exons. The coding region runs from base 94 to 1170 and encodes 358 amino acids. The record is from RefSeq and is a predicted model, not a curated record.